AAACGGUGACGCAGAAGAAGACUGGAGGGAUUGUGAGGAGAGGAGAGGGAGAUAAUGGGUAAACGAGAUGGAGAGAAUGGGUAAACAAGAGGACGAUAUGCAGAGAAAGAUGAUUACCUCACAUCUCGCAUGUCUGACUGGAUGAUUCGCCCUAUUGUGGCGGGAACAAUAACGGUCGCCGUGCGUGGUGGGUUUAAAACCCCAGAGGCGCGAGGACAGCGCGCAAUCUUCGCGGGAGACGAACCGCCAGAGAGGACGCUCUCAUUGAUGGUGUUCACUCUGGUAAGCGGGGCCUCACUGUGUGGUGUGGUGGCCCUCGUGCUCCUCAUCAUCUCCACAGCAACAGACUAUUGGAUGCAGUAUCGCUACUCAGGGAACGCAGCCAAUCAGGGCCUCUGGAGGUUCUGCAUCAAUCGCAAGUGCCACACCCACACGCUCAACGUGGCAUUCUGGGACGCCACGCGGGCCUUCAUGCUGCUGUCGCUGCUGGGUUGUUUCGCUGGAGUUCUUCUGAGCGUCACUGCGCCUAAACGAGGCCGAAGCAAACGAGUGCGGGCCGGAGGAGUCGCUCUGCUUCUGUCCGGAUUUCUCGCGCUCUUGGCUCUGGCGAUCUACACCGGGAUGACCGUCAACUUCUUCGGGAAGCGCUACAUCGGCUGGAGGUUCUCGUGGUCGUAUAUUCUGGGAUGGAUCGGCACCAUACUGGCUCUGGCAGCAGGAGUUCUUCAGCUCUGUGCUUAUCAGAGAAGCUUCAGUGAAGCGCCACCUGUUACUGUCUCUGACAGCUGAACCCUGAUCAUCACAAAACACUGAGCGCUGCAAUCCUGGAGGAAAUAAACUGCGUUUGGACUCUUCUUGGUGCAUGUUUUAUUUUUCCAACAGAACUGAUGGUGCAACAUUUAGUCAUUGACAGGUUAAAAGGCGUACACACACAACACCAUCUGAUGAGGAACAUAUGAUGAUGUUCAGCACACAGGUACUCAUCAAUAUGUUCACAAACACAUUAGUAAACAUCGUUAACAAAGGUUUCAAAAGUAUCCACAAAACACCCCUGUAUUACUGUAUAAGUUUGUCUUUUUAAUUAAGUUUAUAUGCAAAAAGAAAUGGGGAGAUUUACAGCGUUUAUAAUCUUAAAUAAUCUUAAUUUUAUAUACAUUUGAUGUAAAUAAACUUAAAAGUUGAAUAUAAAAUGUGUAUUAUGAAAUAAAACUAGUGUUAAUAUUGCUUUAAUUUAACAAAUGUUUGCUAAAGUCAGUGUUUGAUGAAACUGGCUGAUAUUAAAAAUAUAAAGAUUAUUCUAAAAUUUUCUUUAAAAAAGUUGAUUGCAUUCAGAGUCAAAAAUACACAGUUGUGGGUUGAUAAUAUUCAUUGAUAGUGUUGUCAAAUGUCACUGAUAUUUUCGUCAUGUUUAUGUUAAUAAAAAUUAAGUUUAACUUAUUAAAAAUAUUUAACGCAAUUAACGUUUAAAAUAUAGCCUUCUGCAUUAUUUUGGAUAU
Pimephales promelas (fathead minnow) is the source of this 1496-nucleotide messenger RNA. Lineage: Eukaryota; Metazoa; Chordata; Actinopteri; Cypriniformes; Leuciscidae. The record is from RefSeq and is a predicted model, not a curated record.